This is a messenger RNA of Amborella trichopoda, 3349 nucleotides long. It is a transcript of the gene OTP84, whose product is annotated as Tetratricopeptide repeat (TPR)-like superfamily protein. The record is from RefSeq and is a predicted model, not a curated record. Gene Ontology annotation, biological process: RNA modification. Gene Ontology annotation, molecular function: RNA binding; protein binding; zinc ion binding. Lineage: Eukaryota; Viridiplantae; Streptophyta; Magnoliopsida; Amborellales; Amborellaceae.
GUAAGCCUAAAAUCUGAAAGCUUCGACCUCUCCGGCUACUGAAGCAGCAACUGCAAGCUUCCGUUCAACAAUCUAGACAUAAAAUAUGAAGGCUUCGGCCUCUUCGGCUGAACCUAAGCGAAAUGUGCAAUACUAGUCGGGCCCGCCGGACGGCCGGCCCGAAUUUUACAAUCCUAGUGGGGCCGGCCCAAAAAAGCACGGCCUAUGCCACAAACUAUGGCCUGACGGCCGAGCGAGAUUAAAAGAGCAUGGCGGAGUAAGGAGACAGAUAACAGCUGGUUAGAGAGAGAGAGUGACAUGGCUGCAGCGGUAGGAUCUCCCAUGGCGGAGUAAAGAGAUAGAUAACAGGUGGUUAGAGAGAGAGAUUGACAUGGCUGCAGCGAUAGGAUCUCCCUUAGUCUCGUACUGUCUCCACCCCAACACACCUCUUACCCCACUCCCUCUCCAACUCUCCCAUACCAAGCAAACAGAAAAUCGCAACCCCAUUCUCUCACUUCCUGUGAACUCGCUCAGAACCCUGCUCCAUGACUGCAGUCGAACCACGUCCCUAGACGAGGCCCGAGCCCUCCACUCUGAAAUGCUAACCCACCCAAAACUCCAUCACCUCAUGCCUGACCUCGCCUGCACCUAUGCUUCUUGCAACAGCAUGGCCGAGGCGGCCUCUGCCUUCAGCCAAAUCCCCGAACCAAGUCUCCAAUUGUGGACGGAGAUGAUUCGAGGUUAUGUGCGCUCCGGCCUAUUCAAAGAGGCUCUCUUCCUCUACAUUGUUAUGCUUGAGGCUGGACCUUUUACUGAUAAUUUCAUCUUUCCUGCUAUUCUCAAGGCGGCAUCAGGCCUCAAAGGCUUGGAAAUUGGUGAGCAGGCUCAUGCGCAGGCAGUUAAGACUGGGUACUCUGAGUCCUCUGUGACAGUGGGUAAUACAAUUCUGACCAUGUAUGGGAAAUGUGGGCUUGUGGAGAAAGCGAAGAGGGUGUUUGAUAAAAUGCCUGAAAGAGAUCAGGUGUCAUGGAACUCGAUGAUUGGGGCACUGUGCCAGGGUGAGCAGUGGGAGAGGGCAUUGCAGGAGUUCCAAUCCAUGGUGUGGGGUGGGGUGAGCCCCAGCUCGUUUUCUCUGAUCAGCCUAUUGCAGGCCUCUGCACAACUUAGCUUGCUGUCCCAUUGCCAAGAAGCCCAUUGCUACAUUCUAAGAACAGGGCUCGAUGAUCAGACAUUCACAACCAAUGCUCUCAUGGCCACGUACGCAAAGUUGGGGAGGUUGGGUGAUGCAAGAAUGGUUUUUGAGAGGGUUGUAAAUCAUGGUUUAGUGUCAUGGAACACAAUGGUGGCUGCCUAUGCGCAAAAUGGCAGGUUCGAAGAUGCGUUGGCCAUGUUACGCUCCAUGGCUGGUGUCAAGCCCGAUGGUGUCACACUUGCCAGUGUGCUCCCUGCCUGUGCACAAACUGGAGCACUGAACCACGGCAUUGAGAUACAUGCCUAUGCCAUGAGAAAUGACGACCUUUUCCUUAAUGCCUAUGUCGGAAGCGCUCUUGUUGACAUGUAUUGUAAUUGUGGUCGGGUUCAAGAAGCUCUUCAUGUAUUUGAAAUGGUUUCAGAUUGGAGCAUUGCAUUGUGGAAUGCAGUGAUCACAGGGUAUGCGCAAAACGGCUUUGAUAUAGAGGCCUUGCAGCUCUUUGUGAGAAUGGAGCCUUCUGGGCUCAAGCCAAACCCUACCACGAUGGUGAGCGUGCUCCCUGCAUGUGCACGGAGUGGGGAAUUCCAUCAGGGCAAAGACAUGCACUCUUACAUAGUGAAGAGGGGUUGGCAAGGUGACAAGUUCGUGCAAAAUGCACUCUUGGAUAUGUAUGCGAGGGGUGGGCAACUACGGACUGCUCGAACAAUCUUUUCAGGUAUGGCGUCCAAGGACUCAGUGUCAUGGAAUACCAUGAUAACCGGAUUUGUAUUGGCUGAGCUUCAUGACGAGGCACUUGGCCUUCUUCGAGAGAUGCAUCACAUGGGCUAUAGAUCCAAUUCAAUUACACUCAUGACCGUGCUCCCAGCUUGCGCAGCACUGUCUGCUUUACACAAGGGGAGAGAGAUUCAUGCCUAUGCAAUUCGGAAUGGGUUGGAGGCAGAAGUAACUGUGGGGAGUGCAUUAGUUGAUAUGUAUGCCAAAUGUGGGUAUUUAGGUCUAGCGCAAAUUUUCUUCGAUAGAAUGCCUGAGAGAAACUUGAUCACGUGGAAUGUACUGAUAAUGGCCUACGGGAUGCAUGGUUAUGGUACUGAGGCCUUGCAGCUGUUCAAGAAAAUGGAACUAAAUUAUGUGAGGCCCAAUGAAAUCACAUUUAUUGCCAUUUUCGCGGCUUGUAGCCAUUCAGGGCUUGUGAAUGAGGGUCGAGAAGUGUUUUCAAGGAUGGGGAGAGACUUCUCAGUAGAUCCUCAACCUGACCACUACGCUUGCAUGGUGGACCUAUUAGGUCGCGCAGGUCAUUUGGAUGAGGCCUAUCAUCUUAUUUUAUCCAUGCCAUUUACACCACAUGCAGGGGUCUGGAGUAGCUUACUUGGGGCCUGUAGGAUCCAUGGCAAUGUCGAACUAGGGGAAAUAGCAGCCCAUCACCUAUUCCACCUCGAGCCAACAAUCGCUAGUCACUAUGUACUCCUUUCCAACAUAUAUUCUGCUGCCAGUAUGUGGGCCAAGGCAAUGGAGGUGCGCUCUCUUAUGAAAAACAAAGGGGUAAAGAAAGAGCCUGGGUGUAGCUGGAUAGAGGUUGGUGAUGGGGUGCACAAGUUUUUAGCAGGGGGCACUCUUCACCCUCAGAGCGGGAAGCUGUAUGCUUUACUGAAGAGAUUGGCAGAAGCAAUGAGGAAGGAAGGAUAUGUACCUGACACAACCUGCGUUUUGCAUGAUAUCGAAGAGAGCGAGAAAGAAAUUCUUUUGUGCGGUCACAGCGAGAAGUUGGCCAUGGCGUUUGGGAUCAUCAAUACACUACCAGGGACAACGAUUCGUGUCAGUAAGAACCUUAGAGUAUGCAGUGAUUGCCACACUGCUGCCAAGUUCAUCUCUAAGAUAGUCGGCAGGACGAUAAUCAUUCGUGAUGUCCGACGAUUCCACCAUUUUAACGAUGGAUUUUGCUCUUGUGGAGAUUACUGGUAAAAGUAAAAAAUGCAAGACGAUAAUCAUUUGUGAUGUCCGACGAUUCCACCAUUUUAUCGAAGGAUUUUGCUCUUGUAGAGAUUACUGGUAAAAGAAAGAAAUGAAAAAGAAAAAGAGAAGACAAUUGAUUUGAAUGUUGGCUUUCAGUAGAAUAGACAAUGAAGGAUUGGAAGGAAAUUUCGAUUCCUAGAAUCUUCUGUGCCCAUUUUAGAAUUGGGA